Molecule: messenger RNA, 1687 nt
Organism: Alexandromys fortis (reed vole)
Lineage: Eukaryota; Metazoa; Chordata; Mammalia; Rodentia; Cricetidae
Gene: Aim2
Product: absent in melanoma 2
Exons: 6
Coding region: 197-1321 (374 amino acids)
Biological process (GO): cellular response to interferon-beta; activation of innate immune response
Cellular component (GO): cytosol; AIM2 inflammasome complex; nucleoplasm
Molecular function (GO): double-stranded DNA binding
Source: RefSeq, a predicted model, not a curated record
UCUUCCUCUGUUUCCUGUGAGAGCAAGAAUUGAAAUAGGCCAGCUUCCCGCCUGCCUUGUGAAGUUAGUCAUGCCUUCUCUGUGGGCUGCUAUGUCUUCCCUGUGGUGAUGAAAUCCACCCUCCUGGAACUAUUUGCUUGGCGAGCGGCGAUCCUGUGGCUGAGGUUUUGUUUCAGGCUGAUCUUGCGCCUGUGAGAUGGAGCAUGAAUACAGGGAGAUCCUCUUGUUGACCGGCCUGGAGGAAAUCACCGAGAAGGAGCUGGAACGGUUCAAGUACUUUGUCUUGCAUGAGUUUAGGAUCUCUAGGAGCCAACUGAAUGAGACUAAAAACAGGACUGAGUUAGCGGACCUGCUGAUUCAGAGCUCAGGCCCAGCGUUGGCAGUGACGAAGACCAUUUACCUUUUCCGGAAGUUGAAUUACAUGCACGCCGCAAAUUGUCUUCAGGAGCAAAAGAAAAAAGUUGAGAGUCGAUCCAUGACAAAUAGAAAGAAGAAAGGAACGCAGCAAGUAGAAAAAAGAAGUCAAGCUGAAAACUGUUCUGGUGCCUCUGCCACCAGCAGAGGCGAAUCCUCCAAGAAAAACUCUUCUCCAGAAGUCAGUCCUCAAGCUAAGCCUCAGAAGCAGCAGAUCGUGGCAGAGCAGGAAGCUAUCAGAGAAGGUUUACAGAAAGAUCCACUGGCAGUCUUGGUGUUGAAAACAACGAAUCCUUUCAAGUGUGAGACUGAGGAAGACAUAUUCCAUGCAACAGUGGCCAACUUGACCGCAUUUUUCUUCGUAAAAGUUCUAUAUGCACCAUUUAAAGAUAAAUUUAUCCCAAGGAGAACAAUUAAAAUAUCAAACUAUCUUUGGCACAGUAACUUCUUGGAGGUGACCAGCUCCUCAACUGUGGUUGAUGCUGACGCUGACCACAAAGUCUGUGUCCCAAAUAGCAUUAGGCUAAAAGCUGGAAGAACUCCCACAAUUAAGAUGCUGAAGACCCAGCCUUGUGGAACAAUUGUGAAUGGGACGUUUAAAGUCCAGAAGAUAACAGAGCAGCAAAAGGACAGAACACUGUAUGGUGUACAAGACAAAACAGGGGAGAUGGACGUGUUGGUGCUUGGAAACCAGGACAAAAUAAAAUGCGAGAAAGGAGAUAAGCUUAGACUUGUAUUUUUUGAGGUGUCAGAAGAUGGAGAGAAAACACAGUUGAAAUCAGGACCCCACAGCUUCUUUAAGCUUAUUAAGACCUCGAAGCCAAAAACUGAGCAAAAAGAAAAAUGUACAUUGAAGUCAACUCAUCUAAACAACACUUCUUUGAAGGAUUCUAAUACUACUUCUUGAACCAGACUGAGCUACCUGAGGACAGACGUUUACAAGCUCUUCAUCCUAUCCUAUUAGUUCAAAAAGAAGUCAGGACCACGAGGGGUGCACCCACCCACUGAGAUAGUGGGGCUGAUCUAUUGGGAGCUCACCAAGGCCAGCUGGACUAGGACUGAAAAACAUGGGAUAAAAGUGGACUCUGAACAUGGUGGACAAUGAAGGCUGAUAAGAAGCCAAGGACAGUGGCACUGGGUUUUGAUCCUACUGCAUGAACUGGCUUUGUGGAAGCCUAGCCUAUUUGGAUGCUCACCUUCCUAGACUUGGAUGGGGGGGGGGGCUUGGACUUCCCACAAGGCAGGGAACCUUGACUGUUCUUCAGACUGGAGA